GCAUGUUCUGUAGUAGUUUCACCUGACUUCACAACUGCAUUUGACUCAUCUACGGAUUAACCAAAGAUCCAUUUCUCUUGUCCUACAGUAACAUCAUUUUGGAGGUGAAAUGACAUCUCAGAGUACGAAGGUGGUGCUAUCACUGGAUGCUGCAGCGGUCAGCUCACUCAAAGAGGGCAUCAAUUUCAAGAAAAGCCCAGGUGACAAUAAAUGUUACAUCAUAUACAAGAGCAACGAUGACUUCAGGGCAUGCAAAAACCAAUGCAGACAUCAGGGAGGGUUAUUCAUCAAAGACAUUGAAGACUUGGAUGGCAGUGUUGUUAAAUGUACUAAACACAACUGGAAGCUAAAUGUGUCAACCAUGAAAUAUGUCAACCCGCCAGACAGCUUCUUGCAGGACGAGCUCGAGGUGGAGAUGUUGGAUGAUGGGGGGCUUCAGUUGGUCGAGUUGAGCCCCAUCGACCCCUGGCUGUCUGACCCUCGGGAACCUAUGGAGUUGCAGGAAGGCGAAGUGAAAGUGACGUACAUAACCCACGCCUGCAUGGAACUGCAGCUCGGAGAGAAGCGGUUCAUGUUCGACCCGUGGCUGAAGGGUCCCGCUUUUGCCAGAGGCUGGUGGCUUCUCCAUGAGCCUCCUGCAGACGCCAUGGACAGACUCUGUUCAGCAGAUCUAAUCUACAUCAGCCAUAUGCACUCAGACCACCUCAGUUAUCCCACACUCAAAGUCUUGUCAGAGAGGAGACCAGAUAUCCCCAUUUAUGUUGGUGACACAUCCAGACCAGUCUUUUGGUAUUUGGAGCAAAGCCAAGUCAAGCUGAGCAAUAUCAACGUCGUUCCUUUCGGUGUCUGGCAAAAUAUUGAUGAAUACCUGAGAUUCAUGAUCCUGAUGGAUGGUGUACAUCCUGAAAUGGACACUUGCAUUAUUGUGGAGUAUAAAGGUCACAUGAUCCUGAACACUGUGGACUGCACCAGGCCAAAUGGUGGCAGAUUACCACAGAAUGUGGACUUGAUGAUGAGUGACUUUGCCGGAGGGGCAUCUGGAUUCCCCAUGACCUUCUAUGGAGGGAAAUACAUAGAUACCUGGAAGGCAGAGUUUAUCAAGAAUGAAAGAAAGAAGCUGCUGAACUACAAAGCACUGCUGGUGAAAUCCCUGCAGCCAAGGAUCUACUGCCCGUUCGCUGGCUACUUUGUAGAGGCUCAUCCAUCAGACAGAUACAUCAAGGACACAAACACUAAAAACAGUGCAGAGGACCUCAAUGCACUCAUUAAUAAGACUGCACCAGAAAUCAAGACAUGGACGCCCAAGCCAGGCGCUGUACUGGACCUCGGCCUCGCUCUGAGAGACCCUGCCAACAGUGAGGGCAUUACCAGUCCCCCGACUCAUGCAAAAAUCUACAAGGACAGUUGGGAGUUUGACUUGUAUGUGGAUGAACUGAACAGUGCCAUCAGCAAUGAGAUAUUUAAACACCAAAGCUGGAUCCAGUUUUAUUACAACUGGGCAGGCUUUCAAAACUACAACCUUGUAGUGCGGGUCAUUGAGACAGACGACAACUUUGAAUCCGUCAGUAAAGGCUACGACUACUUGGUGGACUUCUUGGACUUGUCGUUCCCCACCAAAAGGCCAGACAGAGAGCACUCCUACGUAGAGAUCAAAAACAGGAUUGGAGUGAUGAGAUACAUAGUGGUGCACGGUCGUCUCUGGGAUGAUUUGUACAUCGGAUUCCAGAAUCGCAUAACCCGAAACCCGGACGUCUAUCACCACAAGUUCUGGAACCACUUCCAGACAGAGUUACCAGUUCAAAGGCCAGACUGGGACCAGUUUCUGCAGCAGGUGCCUCCCAUCCAGAAUAAUGACACACUGCAGAAUGAGCGAGAGGAGUUGAGCUCCUGUGCAGUGGCAUGAAUGUGGGUAUUUAUUUAUGAAGGUGAAGUAAGAUCGUGACUAAUGAUCUGUUUUGUUGUUAGAAGUUUGCAUGGUGGUGAAACCACUAAAAGUCAACAGAAGGAAAACAUGAUGAAACAAGUCUGUCCAGUCCAGACACUAUAAAUGAUUUUCCAUUCAUAUCUAUAUGGUAUAAAAAUCAGUUUACAGACUCUUGAGACUUGCUUGAUGUAAAUAAUUGCAUUAUGUAAUCUAUCAGAACAAAUGUCAAUGUGGUAUCAAUGUACAUUAUUAUUGUGUACUAAUGUAGUUGAACCUUCUUUUUAUCACAUGGCACAAGUGCCUCAUUCUGCCAUUCCAGUUUUUCACAACUUUGUCAGCAAUUUGUUCCUAAACACCUCAUUUAAUUGCUUUAUGUUUUAAUUAAUUUUAUUUUAAUAUGAAGUAUCACACAUUAUCAGGGGGUAGGGGCACUCUGUCAGUAAUUUUGAAAGUGUAAGGGGAUAAAAGCUGCUGUUGGUAUAUGAAAUGUUUAUUUUCGUUUUACAUAAUAUGAAAAUUAACUGUAACCUAAAAUAAUGAUGUUGUUUUUUUUCUCAGGUGACAUUAACUACAUAACUAAUAAUGUUUUGGAAGGACUAAGUUAACAUUGAAAUUGUGCUAUGAUUGUUGUGUCUUACAGUAGAUCAUUCUUGGGAUCCCCAUGGACCCCAGUCACAGUCCUUGUAUGUUAAAUAUGUUGAAGGAUAAGGGAUAAAGCCAGACUAUGUAACCUUUGAAAUAAAAUAAAAAGUAAAAUGAUUUCUCCAACAAAUGAACAGUUGAAUUCAUGGC
Scomber japonicus (chub mackerel) is the source of this 2716-nucleotide messenger RNA. RefSeq names its product cytidine monophospho-N-acetylneuraminic acid hydroxylase (gene cmah). The coding region runs from base 110 to 1903 and encodes 597 amino acids. Gene Ontology annotation, molecular function: 2 iron, 2 sulfur cluster binding. The record is from RefSeq and is a predicted model, not a curated record. The transcript is spliced from 15 exons. NCBI's taxonomy places the organism in Eukaryota, Metazoa, Chordata, Actinopteri, Scombriformes, Scombridae.